This is a messenger RNA of Acaromyces ingoldii, 735 nucleotides long. RefSeq lists its product as hypothetical. The record is from RefSeq and is a predicted model, not a curated record. Bases 1 to 735 code for a protein of 244 amino acids. The transcript is spliced from 3 exons. Lineage: Eukaryota; Fungi; Basidiomycota; Exobasidiomycetes; Exobasidiales; Cryptobasidiaceae.
AUGGCUCUUCCACCUCCUCUGCGUGCGCUAGGAAUCGGCGAGUUCAAUGCACCUCAUUCGCUUGAGAUGUACCUCGACUACUUGUGCCCUUUCUCCAACAAGCAGCUCCAGGGCGUCUACGAACAUCUGCUUCCUCUCAUCUUUGAACCUUCGUCGCCCUACUAUGGCAAGGUGCGCAUCAUCUUGCGGCCUUACCCGCAGCCCUGGCACAGCAGCGCUCCCAUUCUUGCGGAAGCUGCCCUUGCCAUUGCUCGUCUGGCCGAGCCCUCGGGCAAGAAUGCCGUGGAAGAGACGAACAACCUCGUCGACCCCAAGCUCAAUGCCUUCUGGGUCUUUUCGCGCGAAGUCAUGAAGAACCAGGAAGCCUACUUUGACGGGCCCAGCCGGACCAAAAACCCAGAUCAAAUCCGUGGCGACUUUGUCAACCUCGCCGUCGCGACGCUGGGCGAGCAGCCCAAGCGGGAAAAGGGCAAGCCGCUCGUCAAGUCGCAUGAACGUGGCAUGCCCUUGGGCCAGGCGGUCAAGAAUCUCGUCAGAGUCGAGCCUGAGGGCAAUGCUGGCAGUGCAGUCGCCCCGGAUCUCAAGUACUGCGUCAAGAUUGGCCGUCAAAACGGCAUUCACGUCACGCCGACGAUGAUCUGGAACGGCCUCGUCGAGCCAUCGAUUUCGUCCUCGUAUGGGGAAAAAGAGUGGAAGGAUUUCCUCGAGAAGCACAUCGGUGGAGGUCAAAAGUGA